CGGAAACCAUGUUUUAUUUUGAGAUUUGUACUUUGUUCUCUAUUUUUAUGUAUUUUGAGUAAAUAUUCCGACUCCCGACAAACUUAGGAUGGAAAACUACAUAGCUAAGUUGAACGAGUAUGCACAGAAACAACGGCUGGCGCUCCAGUUUGUGGAGGUUGGAGCUGCUGGCCCUGACCACAUUAAAACAUUUACUAUCAGAGUUGUUCUGAAUGGUAAAGCCUAUCCUGACGGUGUUGGAAAGAACAAGAAGGAAGCCAAGCAGAACGCUGCUAAAAAUGCCUUGGCAGGAUUGUUGGAGGAAUCAGCUGAUACUACAGAAAAUGCUGCAGAAGUUUCUAAUACAUCAGUUCAUCAGAGAAGUGUCAGUAACAUCAACUACAUCGGCUGGCUUAAUGAGUAUGGUCAAAGGAACAGGGUGAUUGUAAGGCCCGUGGAGGCUACCAGACCUGGACCAAAUAAUGAAAAUCAAUGGUGUAACUUUUUUGUUGGUGACAAGGAGUACCCGGCAGCUUCCGGGAAAACAAGAAGGGAAGCUAAGGAGGAAGCAGCCAAGCUUGUAUAUCACGAUAUAUGUGGCGCUUUAGAGACUGGAGAUGAGAAAGACAUUUUCACAUCAAGUCAGCAAAAGGAGGAAACAAAACAAAAUGUUGCAGAUGUCUGCCUUCAGAUAAAGAGUUUGGCUGUGAAACCUGAAGACAAAAGGUUUACAGAGUCAAAUUUCAUAGGUCUUGUCAACCACUACUGUCAGAAAACAUCCCUCUCCCACACGUUUAUUGAAGAGGUUAUAUGUGGACCACCUCAUAAUCGACAAUUUUCCUACAAAUUAGUCAUAGACGGCAAGGAAUACCCUGUUGGUGAGGGUAACAGCGUCAAGGAAGCCAAACAAAAUGCAGCUCGAUUAGCCUGGUCUGCUCUUCAGGAACAGUCAGACUGGGACAGCAAGAUAACUAUCAAGUCAGCUGUGUCAGAUGAUGGAGCACCAUCCAAGCUGUCCACACCACCAAGCACACUGGAUUCUGGUUAUCCAAAAUCAAGUAGCAGUACAACAACUACAAAUGACUCAGUUGUUUUCUCCCAGUCAUCUAACGCUUCCAAGGAGCAGAUCAUCGAUGUAAAACACGGUGGUUCUUCAAGUCACAAAGGAGUAGAAAUAAAUCAGAAUCAUGACGACAACUGUUCUAAGACAAAGAGCUUGAUGGUAAAGAAAGAAGGUGAAAUCUUUACAGAAGAGAAUUUCAUAGGACUCAUCAAUCUCUACUGUCAGAAAACAAAGCAUUGCCAUGAUUACGUCCUAGUGAGCAAAUGCGGUCCACCACAUAAUCCUCAAUUCUUCUACAAAGUAGUCAUUAACAACAAGGAAUAUCCUGUGGGUGAGGGUAAGACUAUCAAAGAGGCCAAACAAAAUGCUGCUCGGCAGGCGUGGUCUGCUCUUCAGGAACAAUCAAAUUGGGAUAGUAAGCUGGUUUCUUGGUCAGCUGUGUCAGAUGAUGUUACACCAGUCCAGCUGUCCAGCCCAGCGAGCACACUGAUCCCACAUGAUGCAAAAUCAGAAAGAAUAUCAACGACUUCAAGUGACCCAGUUGUUUCCCCAAAGGUUCAGAGACCUUCCAAGGAACAGGAUCAAAAUCCUGAUUUAAAACCAAAAAUAAGAAUUGCAGCAAAUUUCGGUAAUGCUUCCAGACACAAAAAAAAGGAUUUGCACAGCUCUGAUCUCAAAGAAAAGAGUAAAGAAAGAGGUUCCACCGAGAAAACAUCAAGUCAAGUAGUACAAUCGAGGUUUACACUGGAAUUCGACUCUAUAGAGCGUCUUGGUAAAGGAGCCUUUGGUCGUGUUUAUAAGGCAAAACAUAAACUGCUGAAGAAAUAUUAUGCUAUUAAAAUUGUUCGCUGCAAAGAAAAGUCUCUAAGAGAGGUGGUGGCAUUAUCAGACCUCCAUCACACCAACAUUGUUCGAUACUACACCUGUUGGAUUCAGGAUUUAGAAUACCAAAUGGACAGUACAGGUGACACCUACAGUACUUCGCAGUCUGCUAGUGAUUCAUCUGAAAAGUGCCUCUAUAUUCAGAUGGAGCUGUGUGAUACUAAAACACUUAGAGUGUGGAUAGACGAGAAGAAUACUCAGAAUGUGAAGAAAUCUCUACGAGACUCAAGGAGAAAGGAAGAGAGCCUAAUCAUUGCUCAUCAAAUAGUCAGUGGAGUCGAGUACAUUCACUCAAAGAUGCUCAUCCACAGAGACCUGAAGCCUGCCAACAUCAUGUUUGGACGGGAUGGAGAAGUGAAGAUUGGAGACUUUGGCCUGGUCACUGCUGAGAUUGACAAUGAUGCUGAAAAUCUACUGGAAAGAAGUGCUUACAAAGGAACACCAUCUUAUAUGGCUCCCGAGCAGAAGAGCAAGAGCCAUUAUGACCGAAAAGUAGACAUAUUUGCUUUGGGGUUGAUAUAUUUUGAACUUCUUUGGAAUCUCUCUGUUGGCCCUGAAAGAAAAGCGGUUUGGGACAAUGCCCGAAGCCAGAAACUUCCUCAAGGGUUUUUGAAUAAUUUUCCGCAGGAGCAUCAAAUCAUAAAGGCAAUGCUGUGUGCGAAGCCAGAAAACCGUCCUGAAGCAAGUAAACUAAAGGAGGAGCUGAAAGAGUAUUCUGAUGCACUUUUAAUGCAAAAACAAAUGCUUCGAAAUAGUAACACAGCUCUCCACAGCCAUGAUCACGAUUUACCACCACUGAACAGCCUGAAGGAAGUGAGCCAAACAGACCACAACAGGAAAUACUCUGCAGUAAUGGAUAAAGAGCAACAAGCUCCAGUUGAUUCUAUGGAAACAGAAGCUGAAAAUCCAACUGCUCCACUUGUCCAAGCAAAUAUUUCUGACUAUGUAAGCUGGAUAUAUGAAUAUGGUCAGAAGAAAGAGAUCGUCAUAAAGCCUAAGGAGUCAAUAAAUAUACACAAAAGUGGUUUUCCAAGAUGCUGUAGCUUUGUGGUUGGUGGGAAGGAGUACCCAACUGCCUAUGGGAAAAAUAAAAAGGAAGCUAAGGAGGAAGCAGCCAAGCUAGUAUAUCAGAGCUUGGGUGUAACAUAUAAAGAUCACAAACCGACAAAUUUUGUUGGAAUUGUUAACAACUACUGUUUGAAAACACGCCGAAUCCUUGAUAUUAUUCAACUGAAAACACCACCACAUUACCCUGAGUUUUCCUACAAAUGUGUGAUCAACAAGAAGAAUUACCCUGAGGCUGUCGGUGAAACUGCCAAGGAAGCCAAACAAAAGGCAGCUCAGUUGGCCUGGUCUGCUCUUCAGGAACAAUCUGACUGGGACAGCAAGGUAUCCUACAGGUCAACCAUGUCUGAAGACAGUGUUUCAACAAUGCUGCCAUCACCAGCAUCCACACUGGAGUCAACUAAGGCCUUGUCAGAAGUCACAACAAGGAGUGAAAGUGAAUCAGUAUCUAUCACUGACCCAUCAAACCUGUUGGAGACUAAGAUGUCCCUCAUGUCAACUUUGUCUGUAGACACUCCACCUUCACUGGAGUCUCUUGAAGCGUCUUCAAAAAGCAUACCAACAAGUACGAGUGACUUCACUGAUUCAUCACACCCUUCCAUGGAAAAGGAUGCUAACAAAAACAAAAAUAUGGACACCAGACCAAGUGAAACAGGCCAAUCACAGUUUACUUUAGACUUUGAUUGCAUUGAAUGUCGUGCUAAAGGAGGCUAUGGUCAUGUUUUCAAAGCAAGAGAUAAACUGGUGAAGAAAUAUUAUGCUGUAAAGAUUGUUCGCCACAAAGAAAAAGCUCUAAGAGAGGUCGAGGCAUUAUCAGACCUCAACCACUCUAACAUUGUUAGAUACUACAAGUGUUGGCUGGAGGAUUCAGAAUACCAGUGGGACAAUACAACUGACAGUUACAGUACUUCCCAGUCUAGUAGUAAUUCAUCACAACAGUACCUCUAUAUUAUGAUGGAGUUAUGUGAUGACAAAACACUCAAAGACUGGAUAACUGAGAAGAAUGAGAAAACUCUUGAAGAGUCUAUAAGAAGAGCAGAAAGUCUUCCCAUUAUGCAGCAAAUAGUCAGUGGAGUCGAGUGCAUUCACUCCCACAGACUCAUCCACAGGGACCUCAAGCCUACCAACAUCAUGUUUGGAAAAGAUGGAAAAGUGAAGAUUGGAGAUUUUGGUCUAGUUGCUACUGAGACUGAUGAUAAUGAUGAAAAUCAGAGUGAGAGAACAGAGAAAACAGGAACCAAAUCAUAUAUGGCUCCCGAACAGAGGACCAAAACAAGAUAUGGCUCCAAAGUGGACAUAUUUGCUCUGGGACUGAUAUAUUUUGAACUCCUUUGGAAAAUCUCUUCUGGGCAUGAAAAACAGAAGAUUUUUACAGAUGUCAGAAACCAAAUUCUCCCUAAAGAAUUUUCACUGAAGUUUCCAGAAGAGAACCAGAUAAUCAUGUCAAUGCUGUGUCAGAGCCCAGAAAACCGACCUGAAGCAAGUACACUGAAGGCAGACCUGGAACAGUGGGCUCAAACAUUAAAUGCACAAGUAUGCAUCUAGAAAAUGUAACUGGUUAAUCAGCACUUACUAAGUGACAUAAAUAUAUCUUUUGUUGUGUUUUGUUUUCAUGUCAUGUCUUUUUUUUCAUGUUUCAAUGUCUUUGAUGUACUGUUUUGUUUUUUGUUUUUUUUUUCAUGUCUAUAGCAGUUAUGUUCAGUCACUUUUUACAGAAAGUAGGAAUCAUGUUCUGUGGGAAUGGGAAUAACAUAUUUAAACUGAUGAAUUAUUACAGCCUUUGCUUUGUAAUAAAUAGACUGAUGUGGAAAAUAAAAUAAUGACCAACCAGGGUGUAAUGGUCAU
Pelmatolapia mariae (spotted tilapia) is the source of this 4834-nucleotide messenger RNA. RefSeq lists its product as uncharacterized. The transcript is spliced from 42 exons. The record is from RefSeq and is a predicted model, not a curated record. Bases 89 to 4534 code for a protein of 1481 amino acids. Gene Ontology annotation, biological process: protein phosphorylation. Gene Ontology annotation, cellular component: nucleus; cytoplasm. Gene Ontology annotation, molecular function: ATP binding; eukaryotic translation initiation factor 2alpha kinase activity; double-stranded RNA binding. Lineage: Eukaryota; Metazoa; Chordata; Actinopteri; Cichliformes; Cichlidae.